CUCCAGUCCUAUCCAGCUCGUUGUUCCGACCUUCCCGUGUCUAUCCCAAAGGUAACACUGUACCCACGUCAACCCUUCAAUUUAUCGUGAAUCGACGACUACCAUGGCACGAACACGACACGGUGCCAGGCUCGCACGCUGCGCGUUCGUCUGGUUGUGGGUCGCAUCGUCGACGACGGCCUUUACUACCACGUCGCCGAGACUAGCCGCACAUUUCCGUUCCGCUUCGCGGACCCAACGUACGACUACUACUACCACCACUACUCGUCGACAAGUCCUGCCUAGUCCGGAGUACUGGGAGAGUGUAGCGACAACGCUCGACGGGCUGGUGCAACAGUCUGCCGCUCUCGCAACGGUACACUCCAGUGCGCAGGUCCUGGCCGACGCUGCCGGGACGGCCGCGCCACCGUCAGAUGAUGGAGGAUGGUGGGGUGCCUACAUUCAACUGUUCAAGACGACUUUGAACGCGGUGCAUUCCACCAUACAAGGUCCUUUGCAAAACGUCGGUAUUGAACAAUCUUGGGGAGUUUCCAUCGCCAUCUUUACCACCAUUGUCCGCACACUCUUGGUACCGCUUUCUAUCGAACAGAGCAAAAGCGCAGAAUACAUCAAAUCGCUCAAACCGUACGUGGCCGAUAUCAAAGCCAAGUACAAGAACAACCAGGAAGCGCAGAAUCGCGCCACGGCCAAGCUGUACGAAGACGCCCAGCAAAAUCCGUUGGCGGGAUGUUUCGUCGCGCUCAUACAGUUGCCCGUCUUUCUCGGUCUCUACCGUGGGGUCCGAUUACUCGCCAUGGACGGAGUGUUGGAGGAACCAUUCUUGUGGAUCCCUUCUCUCGAAGGACCCGUGGCACCACCGAAUUUCCAAGGCUUGGACUGGCUCGUACAGGGAUGGGUCAAUGGCGCUCCCGCCUUGGGCUGGGAGACCACGUUGGCGUUUUUAAUCAUGCCCGUCAUUCUCGUAGUCCUGCAAUCCGUGACGAUGCAAGUCUUGCAGCCCCCGGUAGACGAAGACGCGACCAAGGAAGAGCGCGAAACGCUCGAACGAUCGCAAACCAUUCUCAAGUUUCUCCCCCUCCUCAUUGGUUUUUUCGCCCUCCAAGUACCGGCCGGACUCACUAUUUACUGGUUUACCUCCAAUAUUUUUACCCUCACGCAAUCCUUGGCCGUAAGGGCCUACUUCUCGGCUAAUCCACCACAGAUCGAAUUGCCGGAUUACUGGGAUACCGCUUUGAAGAACGAGAACUUUGAAAACAUGACGCCGGAAGAUCGUCGCAAAGCGACCGAAGCAGGUAUCCGGGUGGGACCGAGCUUUGACGAUCUGGUUGACGAGUCGCGCUUCCACUGUCUGAUUGAACGUCGCCCGAUCAGAGAGGAAACGGAGGCUUGGAAGCGAGUGACGCAGCUGCGGCAAGAAUCACAAGCAGUGGAGCUUCCGGAAGAACUAUCCGCCUGGGUCCAGGCCUCGGCCCAGCCGUCGAAAUCUUCGACGAGCGCUACGGCGUAG
Molecule: messenger RNA, 1507 nt
Organism: Phaeodactylum tricornutum CCAP 1055/1
Lineage: Eukaryota; Bacillariophyta; Bacillariophyceae; Surirellales; Neidiaceae
Gene: Albino3
Exons: 2
Coding region: 104-1507 (467 amino acids)
Biological process (GO): protein insertion into membrane
Cellular component (GO): membrane
Molecular function (GO): membrane insertase activity
Source: RefSeq, a predicted model, not a curated record